Drechmeria coniospora is the source of this 195-nucleotide messenger RNA. RefSeq lists its product as uncharacterized. The record is from RefSeq and is a predicted model, not a curated record. The transcript has a single exon. NCBI's taxonomy places the organism in Eukaryota, Fungi, Ascomycota, Sordariomycetes, Hypocreales, Ophiocordycipitaceae. The coding region runs from base 1 to 195 and encodes 64 amino acids.
AUGUCCACAUCGUCAGGACGGGACACGGCCGCUGGCUGUGCGUCCCUCGACCAUGCCGCCGUCGCGUCGAAGCUCGUAACCGGUUUGCGGCUCCAGGCAGGGUCCAGUCUCAUCAACGUCCUAUGGUGGUCACUCGACGAUUCCCAUCCCCCGUCACGGAUCCGGCCUCGGUCGUCAGCCGUCGUGCCACUCUAG